UUAUGUCUGCCAGCAGCCCUCGAUCCUUAUCUGAGGAAAAGACAGUGCUGAUGUCUGUCUGUUGCAUUUCACCGCACAACCAAGGGCAUCCACUGUGGAAGCGGCUCUUUGUGGACGAUUUCAUGUGUGAGAUAUUAUCGAUAGAGGCUACUGCAUGUUUGAAAUGGUCGUGAAAUAUGGGUUGCCAUGAAAUCAGCUUUUAUAGGAUGUAAAAAGUUUUUUUUUUCUAUUGUGGGCAUGUGCCACAAUCUCCUGUGUUUACCCUUGAUUAAAUGAAUGCGGCGGAACAUCACAGCUUUCUUCUCACGCAGGAAGUGGUUUCAUACAUCCAUUUAUAAAUAGACUCACGUUUCUCACCCCACAAGAAGCCGAUAUUUGUGAGGUGGGGGGGGGGGAAGAGGGGGAGGCGUUUGGUUUUCGUACGACAAUAGAGUCGUGAUCACAUAUGUUAAAAAAAAUGUUAGUAAAUAAAAUGAGGGGAAUGCAUUUCAAUGUAAAGCUUCUGUUAUUCCCGAAUAUCUAGGCUAAACCUGUCAGCUCCGCUCCCCCCUCCUCCGUCGUGAAUGGUUCAGUCUUGGUUCAUUCAUAAAAUUCUAGCGGAGCAUAAAAGGAGGGGCUUUCAUUCUAGUCGUCCAGUUGCCAGGUGUCUACCUGGAGAAAAGACCCGCGCGCGCUCUUCCCCGCGGAAGGCCGCAGUCAUAUCCGAUUUGAUCGGGGCUUUGAUAUCUAUAUAUUAUUUGUUUUCUCCUCUUCCCUCCCGCGUGAUGUUUCAUAUCAACUUGACGCCUGACAUGGACGCAGUGUCGCCCGCCACACGCCGGACAGAGUCUCCUCCUGCCGGGACGCUGUGCCAGAAGAUGCCGCCAGAGGAGGCGAGCUCCCCAGCCUCCUCCUCCGAAGAGAGCAGUGCAAAGGAGGUUGGCCGGGAUGCGAGCUUUGAGGACGCUCAGUUUGUGCCGACAGUCACCGCAAUUUCCUCUACCCCAGAUUUCCAGUGGAUGGUCCAGCCUACGAUCAUCACAUCUGUCUCCCCGUCUCCGGGUAGCAAACCAGCCAAGGAGCCGCAGAGCUCCCACCGCACAGCAGCCAAAGCGGUCAGGAGCAAGGGGAAAAAUGCUUCCAGGAAGGGGAAAGCCGAGCAGCUCUCUCCAGAGGAGGAGGAGAAAAAGAGGGUACGGAGGGAGAGGAAUAAAAUGGCUGCAGCGAAGUGUCGCAACAGACGGAGGGAACUCACGGACACGCUGCAAGUUGAGACAGACCAGCUGGAGGAGGAGAGAGCGGCCCUGGAGACGGAAAUAGCCAACCUGCUGAAAGAGAAGGAGCGCCUCGAAUUCAUCCUCGCAACCCAUAAUCCCGCGUGUCAAAUGUCCGAAGAGCUGGAGGCUAUUUUCCAGGAGCCCGCAGCGUCCUUAGGGCUACCGCCCAGUCCGGACGAGGACAGACUUCCAGAGGACGGCACCCAGGAGGCUCCUUCGCUCCAGGACAUGGACAUCCCCAGCGACCCGUGCACAGCCAUCUCUGGGAACUCCAAUAUCUUGCUGUGUGCCAGCGCCGAAAUCAACAUCUGCGAUCUGGAGCCCUCGCUGGACAUUAAGGAGGGGCUGCUGGACGCCAUGCUGCCCACCCUGGAGGAGAAGAUGCCCAUGGAGACGGCUCGGUCCGUGCCAGACAUAGAUCUCAGCAGCUCUCUCGGGGUCUCCGACUGGGAGACCCUGUACAAGUCGGUGUCGAGCGAUCUGGAGCCCCUCAGCACGCCCGUGGUGACGUCCACCCCCACCUGCAGCAGCUACCUGUCUGUGUUCACGUUUGCAUAUCCGGAGCUGGACUCUGUGCCAGAGGGGCUGGACAGCCAUAAAGGCGGAGGGGGCAAAGCCGAGUCUGUUGACAUCCUCAACUCUCCAACUCUCCUGGCCUUGUAAUGUACAGAGGCACACGCUCUCUCUGGUUUCUCUGUCUUGCAGGUAGCUCUCUUUGAAAUGAUAUGGACCAUGUAUGCCACAGUGUGCUGUAACACCUCGAGGGAUACAGUCAUGAAAUGUCUCGUGCAGUGUGACUAAGCAGACAUGUAAACCUUCUCCAGACACCUAGCCGAUACAGUGAUGUAGCUAACAGCAUGGCUUGUAUUUGAACAGGAGGGACUGGAAGGUUUCGGGUUUUAACAAAACGCAUGCAGAGAAAUUCCAAAUACUUUUCAAAGCUCAUAUACUGUGUAUCUGAUCUGUUCCUAUAGAUCCUAAGACGUACCGUGGAAUUAAAUGUUACAGUAUGGUUUUGUGUUUCGGUGUCAAUCGUGUAUUGAUUGCUGUAAAUGUUGUAUUUACAUAUACAUCCAUGUUGAGUAUACUGCAUACCUCAAUGUCAUCAACUGUGGUUUGAGCUCAUCGUUACAAUGUCGAAAGUUUUCCAUGAAAACAUCCAGUGCUAUAAACUGUAUAUCUUAUCAAGAUGUAACUUAUGGUUUAUUUUUUUACCUUUCAGAUUUUUUUGUUUUAUUUGUUAAAAUGAAAAAAGAUGAUUCAAAUGAGCAUUGAUUGCUUAUCUAUGCUGCUGAAUACUGAACAAUAAAUCUACAGUCAGA
Pleuronectes platessa (European plaice) is the source of this 2578-nucleotide messenger RNA. It is a transcript of the gene fosaa, whose product is annotated as v-fos FBJ murine osteosarcoma viral oncogene homolog Aa. Gene Ontology annotation, molecular function: DNA-binding transcription factor activity, RNA polymerase II-specific; RNA polymerase II cis-regulatory region sequence-specific DNA binding. The transcript is spliced from 4 exons. Lineage: Eukaryota; Metazoa; Chordata; Actinopteri; Pleuronectiformes; Pleuronectidae. Bases 564 to 1919 code for a protein of 451 amino acids. The record is from RefSeq and is a predicted model, not a curated record. Gene Ontology annotation, cellular component: nucleus. Gene Ontology annotation, biological process: regulation of transcription by RNA polymerase II.